AUGAGAAAGGAACUCAAAAUCAAAGAUUGCACACUACGACAAUGGCCAAGUGACCGUACCAUAUUGGACCAAGUCAAGGGAUUCGUGCGAACGGCUGGCAAUGUAUACAAUUCGCCUCAACUUGUCAGCGUUGAAUUCUUGCAUUGUCGAAUGAUGCAGGAGAAUCCGUCACGUUGUUAUGCGUCGCGUAUCAAGCAGCACAAGACAUUGAAGCGGUUCCUGGAGACGCAGUAUAUGUGGGGAUGUUUGGGUGACGACUUGACUGAGUCACUUGACUGGGGAUACGAGAUCUUUGAAUCGAGCGUGGAAUACAUCAAGGAUCCUCGCUAUGCACAGGGCAUCUUGCCUCAUAUCAACAUGAUAAGAAAAGGAUCACCGAAUGGAGCACUCUUAGUAUCCUAUCCAAGCAUCUACAGCCAUCACUUUAUUCCAAGUAUUCGUCAAAAGUUCUGGAAUGGUACACAAAAAGCAGCAUCAUCCCCAUCAGAUCGUCUUCAUGCCGUUUAUCAUGCUCAUUGUGUUCGACCCUCGCCACCACCACGACAACAACAACAACAACAAUCAGCCACUCCUUCUUCAGUCACUGCCGUGGUCAAUGGCACCUCAUUACUACCAUCUCAUACCCCAUCAUCGUCUUCAUCGUCAUCCAACGCACCUCGUGCUAUUCAUAUCCCGUUAUCAUGGGCAUUAAAGCUCUCGAAUGAAAUUGAUACGCAUUUUAAGGCAUCCAUACCCAAUGAACAAGUGGCAACAAAGCGUGAGAAGCUUGUUACAAAGAUCACCAAUAUGCUUCGAGAAGAGUUCCCGAAUACGAAUCUACGGGUUGAAAUGUUUGGCUCAUCGGCAAAUGGACUCGAUUUUAAGCACUCUGAUCUCGAUUUAUGCAUCAUUGUACCUCAACAACAGCUGCAAUUCGACAAGAUAUGCAACAUCGGGCGUCUAUCCAGGCUGCCGAAUUCAUACUACAACAUGCGAUUCCUCAGAAAGAAGCUCAACCAGAUCGGGAUGAGAAAUGUGGAAGCUGUACCCAAUGCAUCGGUUCCUAUUUGCAAGUUUGAAGAUCCUCGAUUGAAUAUCAAAUGCGACAUCAAUACAGCCAAUGAUAUGGGUGUGGAAAACUCAAAGUUCCUUCGCACCUAUGCACUCUUUGAUCCAAGAGUUCGUCCUUUUCUCUACGCUCUCAAACAUUUCACCAAACGUCGCCAUAUCAACAAUGCUGCCAAUGGCACACUCAGCAGUUACACUUAUGUCUUGAUGGCUCUCUUUUAUUUGAUGCAAUGCGAUCCACCCGUCAUUCCAAACCUGCAACGGCUUGAUACUACCGGUCAUCGAUGUCACAUUUCAACGUGUCGUUCCUAUCAAGGAAAAAGGAAGCUCACGGUCCACAAGAAGCAAGUCGUCCAGUUUGAUGUAUCUUAUCAUACAUGUGUUACGGCUGUCAAUUCACACGCUGAAAUGCAACAAACGAUUGGGAAAGCGACAGGCUGGUUUGUCAAAAACAAGCAAUCUGUGGGUGAUCUCUUGGUGGGAUUCUUUGCGUAUUAUUCAGAGAAAUUCAGUUUCGGGCGAAGUGCAAUAUCGCUAUCUGAAGGAGCGCCUAUACAACGUCGACCAGCAUGGCACAAUCAUGAAAUUGCUGUACAAGAUCCAUUCAUCAAAGAUCGUAAUGUUGCGGCUUCAUGCAAAGGAACGGGUUUUAUGGCAGUAUUGGAUGAAUUCCACCGUGCUCAUCAAAUGUUGAUUCAAGGCCAUUCAUUCGCUGAUGUCUGUAUCAAACCAGAGGAUGAACCUCGCAAGCAAACCGCCCCCAAAUCUUCUUCUUCAUCAUCAUCAUCCCAGAGACGUGAUGCGAGAUUAGAAGACGCCUCCCAAAGAUUUGAUGCGAGAUCACAAGCAGCCCGGUUCAUUCCAUUACCCGAUGACAGGGAGGCUAUGACCGCAUUCUUGGCCGAAAUGAUGAGGAGCAUGACAAUCGACGAUCUAGUAAAGUAUAAUCGCUAUUCCACUGCGCUGCCUUCAAGUGGUCUUCAAGCAUCACUCACGCUUGCUGGUAUCGAUCCUUUCGAUCGCGUGGAUUUACAGUCUGCAUUGGAUCCUUACGGCGCCGUUGUCGAUGCUGAGCACAAAUACACCAAACACGGUGAGCUGGAACUACGCGUGCUUGUUAAUUUGGAUGAAGAUUUGGAUGAAGACGAACUGCCUGAAGAACUCGAAUUUGAAACAGUGAUAUUGGAAAGAGUUGGCAGAGUGCGAAGGAAGAAAGGAAAACUUGUAGCUAGAUAUGAAGCAAGUGAUUAUCUGUUUUAG
Messenger RNA from Lichtheimia ornata, 2307 nucleotides. RefSeq lists its product as uncharacterized. Gene Ontology annotation, molecular function: nucleotidyltransferase activity. The coding region runs from base 1 to 2307 and encodes 768 amino acids. The record is from RefSeq and is a predicted model, not a curated record. The transcript is spliced from 5 exons. NCBI's taxonomy places the organism in Eukaryota, Fungi, Mucoromycota, Mucoromycetes, Mucorales, Lichtheimiaceae. Gene Ontology annotation, biological process: RNA 3'-end processing.